GGCCCGGGCCUGAGGACUGCCCCGCUCCAGCGUCUCAGCUCUGCUGCUUUCCUCUGCUGCAGCGUCAGCACGUCCGCCCGGGCAAGGCCAUGGCCCCCCUGUGGCUCCUCUGGGUGUGGCUGCUGGUCUCAGGGGCCCAAGGCGUGAACGAUGGUGACAUGCGGCUGGCCGACGGGGACGCUGCCAACCAGGGCCGUGUGGAAAUCUUCUACAGAGGCCAGUGGGGCACUGUGUGUGACAACCUGUGGGACCUGACCGAUGCCAGCGUUGUCUGCCGGGCCCUGGGCUUCCACAAUGCCACUGAGGCUCUGGGCGGAGCCACCUUUGGGCAAGGCACGGGCCCCAUCAUGUUGGAUGAGGUCCAGUGCACGGGGACAGAGCCCUCGCUGGCGGACUGCAGAUCGCUGGGCUGGCUCAAGAGCAACUGCCGGCACGAGAGGGACGCCGGCGUGAUCUGCACCAACGAAACCAGAGACGCCCAUACCCUUGACCUCUCCGGGGAGCUCUCAGCUGCGCUCGGGCAGAUCUUCGACAGCCAGCAGGGCUGUGACCUGUCCAUCAGCGUGCAGGUGCAGGGAGAGGAGGAACGGCACCUCUGUGCUCACACGCUGAUCCUGUCCGCCAACCCUGAGGCCCAGGCCCUGUGGCAGGAGCCGGGCAGCAACGUCACCAUGCACGUGGACACCGAGUGCGCGCCUGUGGCCAGGGACUUCAUCAGGUACCUCUACUCGCGAAGGACUGACAUCUCCCUGUCAUCGGUCAAGUGCUUCCACAAGCUGGCCUCUGCCUAUGGGGCCAAGAAGCUGCAGAGAUACUGCGAGAGCCUCUUUGCCAUUCUCCUCCCCCAGGACCCCUCUUUCCAGGAGCCCCUGGACCUCUAUGCCUAUGCACUGGCCACCGGGGACCCCCUGCUGGAAGAGCUCUGCGUGCAGUUCCUGGCCUGGAAUUUCGAGGCUUUGACACAGGCCGAGGCCUGGCCCAGCGUCCCCACAGCCCUGCUCCACCGGCUGCUGCUCAAGAGCGAGCUGGCCGUGCCCAGCGAGCUGGCCCUGCUGAAGGCCGUGGACGCCUGGAACCGGGAGAAUCGCGUCUCCCGCGAGGAGGUGGAAGGCUUGAUCGAGAAGGUGCGCUUCCCCAUGAUGCUGCCCGAGGACCUCUUCGAGCUGCAGUUCAACCUGUCCCUGUACCAGAGUCAUGAGGCCUUGUUCCAGGAGAAGAUUCUGCAGGCCCUGGAAUUCCACACCGUGCCCUUCCGGCUGCUGGCCCAGUACAGAGGCCUGAACCUCACCGAGGACACCUACAAGCCCCGGAUUUACACGUCACCCACCUGGAGCGCCUCGGUGGAGGCCAACUCCUGGCCCGCACGGAAGCCGCAGCUGCUGUAUCAGCCCCGACGGGAGGCUCUGUUCCGUUCUCCUACAGUUGCUUACAACCAAGCCUUCUCCGGCUACGAGUAUUACCCCUACCAGUCCUUCCAGACCCCACAACACCCCAGCUUCCUGUUCCAGAACAAGCUGGUCUCCUGGUCUCUCAUCUACCUCCCCACCGUCCAGAGCUGCUGGAACUACGGGCUCUCGUGCUCCCCUGACGAGCUCCCCGUCCUGGGCCUCACCAAGUCUGGCUACUCAGAUCCCACCAUCGGCUACGAAAGCAAAGCCCUGAUGCUCUGUGAAGGGCGCUUCGUGGCGGACGUCACUGAUUUUGAGGGCCCAAAGGCUGCGAUCCCCAGUUCCCAGGGCACCAACGGCUCAAGGAGCGCUUCCUCCUUCCCUUGCCCUGCUGGGUCCUUCAGCAGCUUCCGAGCUGUCAUCCGCCCCUUCUACCUGACCAACUCCACCGGCGUGGACCCCACCGCGUGGCCCAGAGGCUGGGGGCGGCAAGAGUUAUAGGAGCAUGGAGAAGCCAGCACAUCCCAGAAUGCCCGCACUGAGGGUUCACCUAAUGCACCUCCUGCCUUUCUGCAGCCACCUUCAGCAACCAGCCACCAGAUGUCUCCCCCGCUUCCAUGGAUCUCUCUGAGCUUAGAGAAAUUACUGGAAGAUUUCAACUAGUGCUCACUGGUUGAAAUUCCCAGUUCUCCCACCGCCCGUCUGAUUUCCAGGCCGGGAAGCAACAAGACAAGGGAGGUUACUGUGGGACUUCCCAUGCCCCCCUCAGUGGCUCAGUCCACCACUGUCACUGGCCUGAGGUCAUUAAAGUCACACUGUGGUUCC
This is a messenger RNA of Galeopterus variegatus (Sunda flying lemur), 2213 nucleotides long. RefSeq names its product lectin, galactoside-binding, soluble, 3 binding protein (gene LGALS3BP). NCBI's taxonomy places the organism in Eukaryota, Metazoa, Chordata, Mammalia, Dermoptera, Cynocephalidae. Gene Ontology annotation, molecular function: protein binding. The record is from RefSeq and is a predicted model, not a curated record. The coding region runs from base 90 to 1889 and encodes 599 amino acids. Gene Ontology annotation, cellular component: membrane; extracellular matrix. The transcript is spliced from 5 exons.